Oncorhynchus masou masou (cherry salmon) is the source of this 8317-nucleotide messenger RNA. RefSeq names its product solute carrier family 2, facilitated glucose transporter member 1-like. Bases 4029 to 5492 code for a protein of 487 amino acids. Gene Ontology annotation, molecular function: D-glucose transmembrane transporter activity. NCBI's taxonomy places the organism in Eukaryota, Metazoa, Chordata, Actinopteri, Salmoniformes, Salmonidae. Gene Ontology annotation, cellular component: basolateral plasma membrane; plasma membrane; apical plasma membrane. Gene Ontology annotation, biological process: response to insulin; dehydroascorbic acid transport. The record is from RefSeq and is a predicted model, not a curated record. The transcript has 10 exons.
UUGCUUUCGACAGGCAGCUUGAGCUUUGAGUGUGCGUCCAGGCUAAUACUGCGCUGAGCGUGUUAUUAAUCAGCAUCUCGUGGUUGGGAUUUUCAUACCGGGCUGGUUUUAUGAUCUUUGGGUGUGUGCAGCAGGGCAGGGAAGGUACAGUCAGCGUGUGGGUGGAAGCAGGUGUUGGUGACCCAGGGUGUGGUUGAAAAUGAACAGCCAAAAAGCCAUCAAGCUGUCACCAGCCAUGGUUCAAUCACGUGUGCAUAAUAUUAAGCAUUUGUCCUUACUCAUCUCUGAGCACACAUGAUGUUCUGGCCUAUCUGUCUGCAAAGUAGUACCUUUUGACCUCACUUUGAUACACCUAUUCAGAUAGACACCUCCCCUGUUUGACUGCUCAACUAGUGUCUGUUUAACUUCCUCUCUCCAAAUAACAAUACCGUUUAACAUCUUUGUUCCCUUUAUAGACUAUAUAACAAGCAUUCAACUAAUAGCGCUUUUCCCCUCCGGUGCAAAGCGUAACAAUCAAAACAUGACUGAAUUCAUAGGCAGUUAGGGCACAAAUUGUGAGUCCUCUCAAAGCUUGACUCUAAACAAUAGGUUUUGUUUUUAGUUCAGUGGAGGCCUCUUUUUGUCUUGGGUAAGAAACAAGGUAAUUGGGGUCAAGCAUACAGUUGACCUGGUCUGUGUUGAGUGGAAUAACUCUCUCAGAAACAGUUACAUUUUUGGCAGAGCUGACAGUUUAGGCUUUUGAUUAAGCCCAAAGCCCUGCAUUCAGUUCCUUCCUUCUAAAAGCUUAAUUCCACUCAAUCCACUGCCUUCCUUCAAAACGGUCCACUAGCUGUAUUUCCCUCUGCAUGACUACCCUUUCAGUAUGCCCUUUAAUGUAUGUGUCAGUGUGUUUGUUCUAAUGAGGCCUAAUGACUCUUUUCUAUAAAAUAUUGGAUUAAGAGAUCUGGGAAUGCUGUAAUUGAAACUGGCACAAACGUAGAGCCUAAUUAGUUUCCUCGAAGAAGUGGAAGGCAUUGUACACACUGUACUGACCUCUCUGCUAAUUGCUAUUCAUGUGAAGGAGAGUUUGGUUACAUCGUAAGGCCUAUUCUCUUGUUCUCCUGAGAGCUAUACUGUAUCUGAGAUUGUGUUAGGUUUGAACCAACUCUUGCACCAGAAUCAGUGUGAAAGGAGAUGGAUCUUCAAUACACACGUAUGUCUAGUAUCAGACCGUCUGACAACAGUCUGUCUGCAUGCCUACCACCCAGUCUAUCCAUUGUCCUCUAUGUAUGUUUAAGACCAGGACCCAAGCCCAGCUCAGUUAAUCCCUACCAUUGUGUUGCUGAGUUGUCAUAGUGCUUCAGCAAAUGUACAUUAUCCUAGGGGCAUUGGAAGACACAAUGUAAGUAACAUCAUUUAUGUCCCUUUUACCUCCCUGAAUGGCUCUGCUGAUCCCACAGCUAUUGCAUGCAGUAAUCAUGGGCCUAUGAACCAGAGUUAUACUGUUAGCAAUGAGGCGAUGUGCCUUAGUAGGAAGACCACUGUGUGCAGCUCACCCUGCACUAACAUAAAUAACAUGAGCAUGUCUGCCUCUGCUAAGCUUCCCAGUAAAGCAAUGAAAACAAUCAAGUCUCCCAGAAAGUGCUAAAAAUAGUCCACGUUAACAUAUGUUGUUUAAGAACUAGAUUCAGGAAAUCAAUAAUUUGCAAGUAAAAGAUUCUGACAAUUUCUGAAACUCACUUAGAUAAUACCUUUGAUGAUACAGUGGUAGCAAUACAUGGUUAUAACAUCUACAGAAAAGACAGAAAUGCCAAAGGAGGAGGUGUUGCCAUUUAUAUUCAGAUCCACAUUCCUGUAAAACUUAGAGAGGAUCUCAUGUUAAAUGCUGUUGAAGUAAUAUGGCUCCAGGUUAAUCUGCCUCACCUAAAGCACAUUCUGGUGGGAAGCAGCUGUAGACCACCAAGUGCUAACAGUAUCUGGAUAACAUGUGUGAAAUGCUUGACAAUGUAUGUGAUAGCAACAGAGAUGUAUAUUUUCUGGUUGAUUUAAAUAUUGACUGGCUUUCAUCAGGCUGCCCACUCAAGAAAAAGCUUCCGACUGCAACUAGUACCUGCAACCUGGAAAGCUUCAAACUGUAACCAGUGCCUGCAACCUGGUUCACGUUAUCAGUCAACCUACCAGGGUAGUUACAAACAGCACAGGAGAGAUGCAGCAGUAUUUUGCUUAAAGCAGUAUCCAAAUCCAUCGGAUGUAAUGAUCACAAUAUCGUAGCCAUAUCUAGGAAGACCAAAGUUCCAAAGGCUGGGCCUAAUAUAGUGUAUAAGAGACGUUUUGUAGUGAUUCCUAUGUUGUUGAUGUAAAGAAUAUUUGUUUGUCCGUGGUGUGUAAUGAGGAGCAACCAGACGCUGCACUUGACACAUUUAUGAAAUUGCUUAUCCCAGUGAUUAAUAAGCAUGCACCCAUUUAGAACAUUACUGUAAAAAAUGUUAAAUCCCUGUGGAUUGAUGAGGAAUUGAAAAUGGUAUAGUUGCGAGUAGAGGUCGACCUAUUAAUUAGGGCCGAUUUCAAGUUUUCACAACAAUCGGUAAUCGGCAUUUAGGAACACCAAUCAUGGCCGAUUACAUUGCACUCCACGAGGAGACUGCGUGACAGUCUGACUACAUGUUAUGCGAGUGCAGCAAGGAGCCAAGGUAAGGUGCUAGCUAGCAUUACACGUAUCUUAUAAAAAACAAUCAAUCUUAACACAAUCACUAGUUAACGACACAUUGCACUUUUACUUUCUUCUCCAACACUUUUUUUUGCAUUAUUUAAACCAAAUUGAACAGGUCUCAUUAUUUAUUUGAGGCUACAUUUAUUUUAUUGAUGUAUUAUAUUAAGUUAAAAUAGAAGUGUUCAUUCAGUAUUGUUGUAAAUGUCAUUAUUACAAAUAAAUAAAUAAAAUCAGCCGAUUAAUCGGUAUCUGCUUUUUUUGGUCCUCCAAUAAUCAGAUAUCGGUAUCGGCGUUGAAAAAUCAUAAUCAUCCGACCCCUAGUUGAGAGGGAUAAAGAAAAAGGAAUGGCAAAUAAGUCUGGCUGCACAACUGAUGGGCAAAUAUACUGCAAAUUGAGAAAUCAUGUGACUAAACUGAAGAAAAUGAAGAAAAAACGACACGAUGAAACAUAGAUAAAUUACAUAAAUAAUGAUUUGUCCAAAUAACCAGUGAUGAAAAAAGGCAAACACAGGAACUACCGCUGCUCAUUAUCCCAGGCAUCCCAUUCCUUCCAGACAGAUUCUACGAUACCAGUUAUGUUUACGUAUAUUUGUUCACGACAGCUUACUCACAGACUAUCACUCAAUGUGAUGCAACGUGUACCAGCAGUAAUUUUAGAAGAGGCUAGGGUGUUAGAAGAGAGGGACCACUGACUUUGGUCACAGACAUUAGGCAACAAAGUGCUUAUGUGAAAAAAGGUUCUAUCUUACACUUGGGACUGACUCUCACAACUCUACAUACAACUUUGGUCCAGCCCCUGUUCCUUUUUCCUUUAAAGAACAGUCUCACCAUCGUCAUUCAUCAGUGCAGUAUAAACUGGCUACUGCGUCUGGACUGCUUGUGUUGAUCUUAUAAAGUAGAUCUCAUUUACCUAACUACCUCCAAGAAUUUAACUGUUGGGCUUUGUUGAGUAAACUGUUGCUCAAGGGACAGGCUGAAUGAUCACUUUAGAUGUUUGCUCAAGCCCAGACAAUCUCAUGCAUCACAUCGAUGUGAAGAGGUUUCACCGAUGAGGCAUUAGAUGAGGCAGGCCUGAAACGUAAACGUUGAUUGUAAUCAUGCAAAGCACUUUUUUGGAAAAAGGUUGUAUAUCUAAAUACUCAAUUUGUGUUUUUCCAAGUUAGAUGAAUUCAAUUAUAACCAACUAAGCCUAAAGCCACAGUCAACAAUUCGCCAGCCACAUCACCGUGACUGGGCAGAAAUUCACAGACUCACUCCUGAGGAGAAGGAGAUUUAUUUGCAUGGAGGUUCGGUUGCGCUGACAGAACCAGGAAAAUGUUAACAUAAACAAGUUCUAAAAAUGCAAGUAACCUUCCAGUUGAUGCUAACAGUAGGAGCAGCGGUGAUUGGCUCACUGCAGUUCGGUUACAACACAGGUGUCAUCAACGCCCCUCAGAAGGUUAUUGAGAGGUUCCUCAAUGAGACAUGGGUCGACCGCUACCAGGAGCCCAUCACCAAGACCUCCCUCACCACCCUGUGGUCCGUCUCCGUCGCCAUCUUCUCUGUCGGCGGUAUCUUCGGCUCCUUCUCCGUGGGCCUGUUUGUCAACCGCUUUGGCAGGAGGAACUCCAUGCUCAUGGCCAACGUGCUGGCCUUUGUCUCCGCUGCUCUCAUGGGCUUCUCUAAGAUGGGUGGCUCAUGGGAGAUGCUGAUCAUCGGGCGGUUCGUGGUGGGACUUUACUCCGGCCUCUCAACUGGCUUUGUACCCAUGUACGUGGGUGAGGUGGCCCCCACUGCCCUUCGAGGAGCCCUGGGUACCCUCCACCAGCUGGGCAUUGUCACUGGCAUCCUGAUGGCACAGGUGUUUGGCAUGGAGGCCUUAAUGGGGAACGCGUCUCUGUGGCCCUUCCUGCUGGGCUUCACCUUCAUCCCAGCCCUGGCGCAGUGUGCCCUGUUGCCCUUCUGCCCUGAGAGCCCCCGCUUCCUCCUCAUCAACCGCAACGAGGAGAACAAGGCCAAAACUGUCCUGAAGAAGCUGCGUGGGACCCCAGACGUAAGUGCAGACAUGCAGGAGAUGAAGGAGGAGGCCAGGCAGAUGAUGAGGGAGAAGAAGGUGACCAUCCUAGAGCUGUUCCGCUCGCCACUCUACCGCCAGCCCAUCUUCAUCGCUAUCAUGCUCCAGCUCUCCCAGCAGCUGUCUGGCAUCAACGCUGUUUUCUACUACUCUACCCGUAUCUUUGAGAAGGCCGGAGUUGCUCAGCCUGUUUAUGCUACAAUUGGUGCCGGUGUGGUCAACACGGCCUUCACUGUGGUGUCGCUGUUUGUGGUGGAGCGUGCUGGACGCAGGUCUCUCCACCUGCUGGGGCUGAUAGGAAUGGCAGGCGCUGCCGUCCUAAUGACCAUCGCUCUGGCUCUGCUGGACAAGCUGCCAUGGAUGUCCUACGUGAGUAUUGUGGCAAUCUUUGCCUUUGUGGCGUUCUUUGAGAUCGGCCCGGGUCCCAUCCCCUGGUUCAUUGUGGCUGAGCUGUUCUCCCAGGGUCCCCGGCCCUCGGCCUUCGCUGUGGCUGGCUUCUCCAACUGGACUGCCAACUUCAUAGUGGGCAUGGCCUUCCAGUAUGUAGAGGAGUUGUGUGGCCCUUAUGUCUUUGUCAUCUUCACCAUACUGCUGCUCAGCUUCUUCAUCUUCACCUACUUCAAGGUGCCUGAGACCAAGGGCCGGACGUUUGAUGAGAUCUCAGCCGGGUUCCGCCAGUCGGCUGGCACUGGUGGAGAGAAGCACUCGCCAGAGGAGCUCAACAGCCUGGGGGCUGACUCUCAGCUCUAAGCACCUGUCCCUCCCCUCUCCUCUCGUUCCACUCCCGCUGAUGAGGCCCGGCCCUGAACCCUCUCUGGCCACCCCAACCUGAGGGGACCACUCACUAACUGCGUGCAAACUGACUACUAAACUGACACACUGGUUGUCAUUACAUUUCAGGCAUCUUCACCAAGCAGAGAACAGAUGCCCCGAUCCCCCCUCCCGAUCCCCUGUCUGAAAGUCCCUAGCUCCUUUCUCUUCUUAUCACAACACUAACUUGGUGGGAGCAGGGACAAGGGUGGCAGAAGGUGGGUUGGAAUGGUAGAUGGUUAGUAGAACGAAAAGGGGGGUCUUCAAUUAUACAACGGUCACCGCCAAGUUACUUUUAUUUCAUUUUCUCUUAUUUUGUCUGUUGCCUUAAUCAUUUUGUCAGUUUAGAUAUCCAUGCGUAUGUCUCUUAUGUAGGUCUCAGUACUUCUCAUUUAAGUAAGGGAUGAUUUUAAAGUUCAGAAUUUGUUUUUGUUCCCUUCGUUACUUGAUGAAACAGAGCAUACUGUGUAGCAACACUGUAGCCACAGCAAAUUUGAGCAGUUGUUGUGGAAUUGAAAUAUGACAUUUGUACUGUUUUCCAACAGGAGGAGCAGUACCCUCAAUGAAAUGCCUUCUACUGUAUCGUACCACAACUUGACUUGCUUUGCCAGUCCAGAGACUAAACCACAGCGAAUCGUUAUUGUGUUCCACAUAGGGGAUGUCUGAGGCUACAUAUAACAAUAUGUAUCUUUGUUACACAGACCCUCUGUUUAUGACCUAAAUGAUUUACUGGAUCAAUCAAGACCCUCAAGACAUUGUAUGCCAUGUAAAUAUUUUUUGUACCAACUCAUUUUUAACUUCUGUCCAGAUAGAAUUUUGAUUAUUUUAGAAAUAUUUGUUUCUUAUGGAAAAAUAAAUCAAAUCAUAAAGAGUAAUUUUUAUGAGGUUUAUUUCUUAGUGAGUUACAGCACUGUUACAAAAAUGUGAUCAAACAUUGGGUGCAUACUUUUUGGCUGUAAGUACUGUAUGUGUACAUGUAAUAUUUCAUUCCCAAGCAAUACCCAUGAGCAUGAAUUUUACACUAUGAAAACAUAGGACUAGUUGAAAUAUUUUCUACUCUGACACUAGUGAUGGUAGUUGGCGCCUUGAAUAUGACAGUAGAUUUGAUCAUUGGAAUCACUCAUCCGCUUCUUCAUAAGAGCAAACUGUUGAAAAGCAACGUACGCCUGUUUCACUGCAUGCUAAUAUGAGCGUAACCCCCCGCUAAAACUAAACUGAAGUCCCUCACAACAGGCUUCCUUUCAAACAGGGUCUAGUAUGUAAUGUGGCUUCCAGCUGUACCAAGGUCUGCUUCAUCCUAAAAGUGCUUUUACACCCUUUGGGGUCAGACUCACAACUAAUGAUCCAUUUUUCUAGAAAAGUUGUGAUUUUUGUUAUUGUAACUCCUCAAUGCCUUUGCAUAGUUCAGCACUGUAGGGGCUGUUAUAUUGUUCAGUUAUGUUGUGUGACACAUAGCUGACAACCCUGUAUAGUUGGCUGAUUCAAGCGACUCCACCUCUUGAUGUAGAGGUUCCUGUCUAUGACUGCUGUGCCACUUCAAUAAGUUUUCCUUUCAUUUUAUAAGGCAUUUUGAGAAGUGUUUUUAGCGGCAUUUUUUCAUCCACAAUGUUGGUUGUUUUGUCACAAAAAAAAAUCUUACGUAAUAGUAGUUGGAGUAUUUCUCAAAAUGUUCUACAAAAUGUCGAACCCUAUUAUGUUACUGCAAAGAGAUUGGGUUAGAUGUCAUUGUUUUGUUUUUUAACUACAUGAUUAGCCUAACCUAUCCCUACAUUCACAGGUCUUUGUUAUUUGAAAUCAAAAGGUAGGCAGAAUAUGUUUUACAAUCUAAUAUAGGCUAAUCCAGCGAGUCUAAAGUGAAUACGGUUUUAAAGUGGUUUAAAUGGUUUUCGUAAUGGCCCUUGACCCAAACAGAACUCCACAAGAAACAUCCCAUUGUAAUCAUUCCAUGAUGACUUUGUGUGCAUUCACAUGCAUGCAAAUAUAUGUAUGUGUCUUUGAAAUUAUAUGGGACUCUUUAGUACAGUCUCCUCCACAAACAAUCUGUCGGUUAAACACUGCAACCUCCUUGACUGUAAGUCGCCCUAAGUCAUCAAAUGUCAGGAUCAAUGUUGGCACCAAAGACUUGGCAUAUGUCGGAUUGAACUCUGACCCUGUGAUGGAGAGAAAAAGAUGCACUUAUGGACUGAAAUCAAAUGCAAUGUACUUUGUGUGUUUAGUUUUUGACAAUUAUGUUUUGGCAUUUUAUAAACACAUUUAUUAACACAUGAUGUAUGCAUAAAACAGUUGAAGAAAUCCAUCACUGCACAUAAUGAGGCCACACGGCUUUUAAUGUAAAUACAAUAGAUAGUAGGGAAUCCAAAUAUAUAAAUAUUGUAUUUUAGUUACUACUCGUAUCGGUAGUUGUACAUCUAUUUUUGCAUAAUAAACACACCUGCCUUUAUUUUCUCUGAUUUGCUCUCUGAAGAAAUAUUGUUUGAGAUAACUAUUAACACAAUCUUAUUUCAGCUUUGUACAUGAACCAUUGAAUGAUAUAUAAUAUUUAUUAGAUGUCUAAUUUAUUAGAUGUUUUUAUUUUCUCAAUUUUAGUGCAGUAUUAAUUUACAUUUUGUAAAAGCACCUGUGUGUAUGUUGGGUGGAUAUGAACCUCCAACAGAACAAUCUUUUGUAAAACAGCGUGCUAUGAUGUCAGUGUCCUGAUGGUUUUCUUUUGUAAGAUGUGUGGUUGGAUUUUUUAAUCAAUAAAAUAAAACAAGCAUACAGGGAAA